Messenger RNA from Didymodactylos carnosus, 1041 nucleotides. Lineage: Eukaryota; Metazoa; Rotifera; Eurotatoria; Philodinida; Philodinidae. The record is from the annotation of a GenBank genome assembly.
AUGAAUAAGAACGGGGGAGUAUGUUUGGCUUUAGGGAGACACCUUAAAGGAUCGAGUGUAGCUAAUUCAAUCCCUAACACAGUUAUCGGUGAUAUAGCUGGUGUUACGGAGGAAUUAAGGGUGAUAGGUAUUUACUGGCCUCAAGGUCAAUCAAGAAAUUUGGACGACUUUAAACCCUUUAUCACAAAGAAUACGAUUAUUACUGGGGAUUUUAAUGCGACGGUGUUGGAGUGGGGUAGUCCUGAAACGGAUAAACGUGAUCAAUUUCUAACAAGUCCUUCUGGCACAUCUAAUUCCGAAUUUAAAUUAAUAUUAGAUCAAAUAGUGAACUGCAAGGAUACAGUUAGCAACACGUCAGUAUUAGAGGUUAGUCGGUUUAUUAAAAAAUUAAAAGCAAAAAGAUCCUCCGGAGAUGAUAAUAUAUCAAACUUCAUCCAGAUUCGGAGACCUCGUUUAUCUCUAAAAAUGGCAAGUCUCGAAUUAGAGCAAGUAGUAGCCUUUAAAUAUUUAGGUUUCGGCGCCUCAGAUAAAAUGUCGUUUAAACCAACAGUAGACGCAGCAAUCGAUAAAAUUCGUAAAUCCUAUUCUAAGUUAAAAUGGCUUUCUAAAGACUCUUCAUUAAUGAAUCAAAUUGUUCCUAUUUCGAUGUGUUCUCUGUAUGGUCAAUGUUUGUAUUUACAAGAUGAAUAUUCAGUAUUGUGUAUUUUAAAAUCUCUCUGUGGUAUACAAUUAGAAAAUGAAAAGAAUUCAAGAAUAAUUUUACAACGAAAUUCAUCGACAUUUAAAUUAGUUUUUGAUUCAUUUUUAACAUCAUUACAAUCAUCAAAGAUAUUUUUAACAGCUGCCUUACAUGAUCCAAUUAUGCAACUUGUUAUGCAAGAUGAUUGGUAUUACGAUAUUAAUCCUGACACAUCGAUGAGUCGUUUUUCAAAACAAGAAUGUCUAAACCGAUUUGGUCAACCAAAUACUCAUGAUUAUAUGGAAAAACUCUUAGAAAAAUUAUCUGAAAGAACAACGUUCGAUAACGAAGUGGAACAAUAG